This is a messenger RNA of Sporothrix brasiliensis 5110, 1464 nucleotides long. Its product is annotated as tor signaling pathway regulator. Gene Ontology annotation, biological process: regulation of signal transduction; regulation of dephosphorylation. NCBI's taxonomy places the organism in Eukaryota, Fungi, Ascomycota, Sordariomycetes, Ophiostomatales, Ophiostomataceae. Gene Ontology annotation, cellular component: cytosol. The record is from RefSeq and is a predicted model, not a curated record. The coding region runs from base 1 to 1464 and encodes 487 amino acids. Gene Ontology annotation, molecular function: protein phosphatase 2A binding. The transcript has a single exon.
AUGAGCUCGGCAGAGCCACAACAGCGCGAGCCGCGCUCGGUCAAGGUGACGUAUCUUGCAGCCGAGCGUCUGCGCGACGCCAUUGAGCGCGGUGCCUUUCACCCAGGCGGCGCCGGUCUGGCGUCGCGAAACGGCAACAACAGCGCCGGAACGCCUCUGUCCUAUGGCGAGGCCGUCCGCGAAGCCCUCGCGUCCUACGUCGAGUGCGGCCGCCGCGUCCAGGACCUGGCCCUCUUCAGUACCAACGAGUCCGUCGAGGACAUUUCGACCGCCCACCUGCCCUACCUGCUGGUGCCCUACCGCAUCGCCGAGCUGUCUCUCAAGCUGCCUACCGCCCAGCCGGGCCCCCCCGAACGCCGUGCCGUGCUGAAGCAGGCCCGCGAGGCCUACGAACGGUUCCUGCACCACCUGGAUGGGUACGGCUUGCUGACGACGCCGUACGCGCGGCUGCUGCAGGCGUACACGGAGGACCCCACGCACUUUAGCACACUGGGCCCGACGGGUGGGAUCGGGACGUCGACUGCCUCGAGCGGCGGAGCGGGGAGUGGGUUGGCCGGCCUGGCCGACCCGGCGGCGCGACGCAACGCCAAGAUUGCCGCGUUCCGCGCGGAAAAGGAGCUGCGAGACAAGCUGGACGUGCUGCGGCAGCGGCAGCAGCAGCGGCGGGAGUUGUCGCGGCGGCGGCGGCAGCGGCUGCGGGUUGUCGACGGCAGCGAGGACAAGACGGGCGACGCGCCGGUGGAGGGUAGCUCAAGCCUGAACGCGGAAGCGGGCGUCCACGACGAGGAUGAUGAAGAGGAUGACGGUGACGACGACGAAGGCGACGACGACGAAGAGGAGGCCCGCAAGCUUCACCUCGCGGCGCUCUUCUACAGUGCACACAUGGCCUUCCAGGGCCUGGAGGGCAUCAAUGUGGAGGACGACAUUCUGGCCAAAGCACCUGUUCCGCUGAUGCCACACGGCAGCCAUGGCCCGUCGGCGGGCGGGCUCGGCGACAACCGGCAGCGACCGGCUGGGGCCACCGAAAGGGGUGGCGGUGACCUCACCCGCGUCGACGACCUCCGCAACAUGGGCUCCACUCCCGUGCUGCGCCGCCUCCAAAGCGCCCUGGCCGGUUCGCCCACGUGGGCUGGCUCCGUCAACCCGGGCGGCAGCGGCCCCUUGUUGUCCAAGGACGGCAAGCCCAAGCAGCCCUUUACCAUCCUGGGCAGCCGUGCCGAGAUGGCCAAGAACGUGUUCCGCCCGGGCCACAACCUGCCGACCAUGUCCAUCGACGAGUACCUCGAAGAAGAGCGCAAGCGCGGCGGCAUCAUUGAGGGCGGCGGGCCCAGCAGCGGCAUCCCGCCGGUGCCAGACGAGGACAACUACGAAAAGGCCGACGCCGAGACGAUGAAGCAGCGUGCCUGGGACGAAUUUACGGAGGCGAACCCCAGGGGCGCAGGCAACACGCUGAAUCGGGGCUGA